Messenger RNA from Carica papaya (papaya), 1604 nucleotides. RefSeq names its product poly(A) polymerase 3 (gene PAPS3). Gene Ontology annotation, biological process: RNA 3'-end processing. Gene Ontology annotation, molecular function: RNA binding; poly(A) RNA polymerase activity. Lineage: Eukaryota; Viridiplantae; Streptophyta; Magnoliopsida; Brassicales; Caricaceae. The record is from RefSeq and is a predicted model, not a curated record. Gene Ontology annotation, cellular component: nucleus.
UGGAUCACUCGUUUCGGGCGAUAAACCCCUGCUUUUCUGAACCUCAAAAUCGGUUUCUGUUUCCGUAUAAUCCACCCCUAGACAUUCCUCCAACUGGCCUCCCUCCGAAUUUUUCUGUGUUGAUUCGAAUGGAAGAGGAAAGCUCACUCUCUUUUCUUCAGUUUAUUGAUAAUGAACGAUUGGUUCCAUCUUCGGAAGAGGAAGAGAAGAGGAGAGCUGUCAUUGAGAAGCUUAAGAAGAUAGUGUUGAAAUGGGUAAAGAAGGUUGCUUGGCAACACCGACUUCCAAAACAACAAAUUGCAGCCACUAGUGCAACAAUAUUAACAUAUGGAUCUUAUGGCCUCGGAGUUCAUGGUUCUGAAUCAGAUAUCGAUGCAUUAUGUGUUGGCCCGUUCUUUGCCACUAUGGCAGAAGAUUUUUUUAUUGUUCUGCGCAACAUGCUUAAAAGCAGACCAGAAAUAUCGGAGAUUCACUGUGUGAAAGAUGCCAAAGUUCCUUUGAUGCGGUUUAAAUUUGAUGGUAUCUCAGUUGAUCUCCCAUAUGCCCAGCUUAAAGUAUUAUCUGUUCCACAUAAUGUUGAUGUCCUCAAUCCAUUUUUCUUGAGGAACAUUGAUGAAACAAGUUGGAAAAGCUUGUCCGGAGUACGUGCAAACAAACACAUCCUUCAGCUGGUUCCGGAUUUGGAGAAAUUCCAGUCUAUGCUUCGAUGUGUGAAACUAUGGGCAAAAAGACGAGGAGUGUAUGGCAAUCUAAAUGGAUUUCUUGGAGGAGUACAUUUGGCGAUUCUUGCAGCUUUUGUAUGUCAAAGUGAUCCAAGUGCCUGUUUGAGUGCUCUGAUAGCAAACUUCUUUAGCACAUUUGCAUUUUGGCGAUGGCCAACUCCGGUCAUGCUGCAAGAUGGAAUGCUGCCAGUUUGUAUCUUCCCCCCUGAAACAAGGUCAUUAAUGCCUAUUCGGUUGCCAUGUUGCCCAUACGAAUUCUGCCAUUCCAAUAUUACUAGAAGCACAUUCUACAAAAUCAGAGCAGAAUUUCUUCGAGGUCAAGAUUUGGUUAAGGAUCGUUUGACCCCCGACUUCAACUGGCAGAACAUCUUCACUCCCUUUCCAUACUCAAAAGUGUACGCACGUUUUCUCAAAAUUUACCUUUCCGCUUCCAGUCAAGACGAGCUGGGAGACUGGGUGGGUUGGGUGAAGUCACGCUUUCGCUGUCUUCUGGUGAAGCUGGAGGAAGCACACGGUCUCUGUGAUCCUAACCCUACAGAAUACAUUGACAUGGAUGUAAAAGAGCCAAACGUUGUCUUCUACUGGGGCUUGCAGAAUACAGAUGACAACAAGGCUUGUUUCACAGACAUAGAGUCUGUUGAGGUGGACUUCAUGAAGAACAUCAACACUGGGUACGUAGGUUCUUUUGGGGGGCUGGAAUUGUCAAUCGUCCAAGCUUCCCAACUUCCCAAGCAUGCUGCUGGCUUCGACACUGCGAGUAGGAAAGGAACAAGAGCUUGUUGGAAGAUUAUCGACUACAAUCGACAAAGAAUGCCAAUCUACUCGCAGCAUCUUCGUCAAUAUGUUAUUGGGUAUGUGGCAACUAAUGGAAAACAGUACUGA